This is a messenger RNA of Penaeus vannamei (Pacific white shrimp), 378 nucleotides long. The record is from RefSeq and is a predicted model, not a curated record. NCBI's taxonomy places the organism in Eukaryota, Metazoa, Arthropoda, Malacostraca, Decapoda, Penaeidae.
AUGCAGGUUAUUGAAUGUUUCAUCUGCGACCGUUCCUCGACCAAGGGCUGUCUGUUGGAUUUACGAGAUAUCUUCUUCCUCACCAGCGCUGCGUUCCGUUCCCAGGUGGUCCAGGAGUACGAGCGAGCUGUCAUCUUCAGGCUCGGUCGUCUGCUAAAGGGCGGUGCCAAGGGACCAGGUAUCUUCUUCGUGGUCCCUUGCAUCGACUCCUACAGGAAGGUCGAUCUCCGAACCGUGUCAUUCGACGUGCCGCCACAAGAGAUCCUCUCCCGUGACCACGUGACAGUGUCGGUGGAUGCUGUGGUAUACUACAGAGUCCACGAUCCCGUCAUGGCGGAGAACAAUGUGGAGGACUACAGGUAGACGCGCGCGGAGAGG